Molecule: messenger RNA, 2332 nt
Organism: Ruditapes philippinarum (Manila clam)
Lineage: Eukaryota; Metazoa; Mollusca; Bivalvia; Venerida; Veneridae
Product: protein O-mannosyl-transferase 1-like
Exons: 18
Coding region: 42-2279 (745 amino acids)
Biological process (GO): protein O-linked glycosylation via mannose
Cellular component (GO): endoplasmic reticulum; membrane
Molecular function (GO): dolichyl-phosphate-mannose-protein mannosyltransferase activity
Source: RefSeq, a predicted model, not a curated record
GGCUUUGUUAAUCUCCUCAGAUUCCUGUUAAAAAGUUCAACAUGGAGUAUGAAGAUGUCAGCAGUAAUGAAGCAAAAGAAGAUACACAACAAAAGCAUACAGAGGAGAAAAUAAAGAAGAAGAAGAAAGAUACGUUCAGUGUAAAUAUACAGCUAGAUGUGGUUCAAGUUGGGCUGUUUCUUGCUGCAUUGUUCACACGCACAUGGCAGCUAGGAUCUCCUAAAUCUGUUGUAUUUGAUGAGUUACAUUUUGCUAAGUAUGUUUCCUUAUACAUGAAACAAAUCUUCUUCUUUGAUGUUCAUCCGCCACUGGGCAAGCUCAUUCUAGCAUUUAUAGGUAGUUAUCAAGGGUUUGAGGGUCAUCUGGGAUUUGAGAGAAUAGGCGCAGAUUAUCCCAGUGAUUUCCCGUUGAAAAGUUUACGUUUAAUACCAGCAUUAUGUGGCAGUCUGAUAGUACCGAUGGUAUAUCAAAUAGCUGUAGAACUUGGCUUCACCAGAUGGUCCGCACUAUUAGCUGGUGCUUUUCUAUUACUAGACAAUGCUCUAUUGGUGCAAUGCAGAUUUAUACUGAUGGAAGGGAUGUUGCUGUUUUUCAUGUGCCUUUCUUUAUUAAGUUACCUCAAAUUUAGAUCACUAUGUCAUAGGUCAUUUUCUCUACAGUGGUUUUUCUGGUUGUCAUUGACCGGUGUGUCUUUUACUUGUACCCUCAGUGUCAAAUAUGUUGGGCUGUUCACUGCAAUAUUAGUUCUGUAUCUGAUUUGGAGGGAUUACUGGAAAUUACUGUCGGACUUCACAAAAUCUGAUUUAUGUUUACUGUAUCACAUGGUGGCAAGAGGUGUCUUCCUUUUGGUGGUUCCAGCAGUCCUGUAUGUGUACAUAUUCUAUAUACAUCUUAGUGUACUCACCAAGGCUGGACCUCAUGACAAUAUUAUGACUAGUGCAUUCCAAGCUAGCCUAGAGGGUGGAUUAGCAACUCUGACAAAAGGCCAGCCUUUACACAUUGCAUAUGGUUCCCAGAUUACACUAAAGCACACAUACGACCCGGCACCAGGUCAUCCUUGCUGGCUCCACUCUCACGCCACGCCUUACCCAGUCAAGUACAAGGACGGACGGGGAUCCAGUCAUCAGCAACAAGUCACUUGUUACUCCUAUAAAGAUGUUAACAACUGGUGGAUAGUGAAACGUCCAAAUCAGGACUCUAUGCUGGUUGAUGACCCACCAGAGGCUGUGAAGAAUGGGGACAUUAUACAGUUAGUACAUGGUAUAACAGGCAGAGCACUUAACAGUCAUGAUGUUGCGGCACCUGUGAGUCCUCAGCACCAGGAAGUCUCCUGCUAUAUUGAUUAUAAUGUUUCAAUGCCAGCACAAAGUCUCUGGAAACUCGAUAUUUUGAAUAAUGGUGUGUAUGGUGGUGAGAAGUGGGAAACUAUAAAUAGCCAAGUUCGUCUAGUGCACGUCAACACCUCACAAGCUGUCAAGAUAACUGGUAAAUUUUUACCAGAGUGGGGAUUUAACCAGUUAGAAGUGGCCACAGACAGAGUUGUACAGCAAGAGGCAACCAUCUGGAAUGUUGAGGAGCACAGAUAUACCAAAAGCGAUAAUGCGCAGGAAGAAGUAGGUCGUCAUGAAAUGAUCCCGUUAAAUCCCACAUAUCUCUCGUUCUGGCAGAAAUUCUCUGAGCUUCAGUACCGGAUGAUUAUGAUGGGACAGGACAAGGAUAUGGAACAUAAAUACAGUUCUAGUCCACUCGACUGGCCAUUUAUGAAGAAGAACGUGGCCUACUGGCUCAGCGAUAAUAGUAAUGCCCAGAUCCAUCUGGUAGGAAAUGUUGUAGUUUGGUUCACUGGUACUAUAUCUAUUAUAUCAUACAGCGGACUUCUGGUUUUCUAUCUGUUGAGGAGGAGACGAGAAUGCUACGAUCUUACCCAAGAUGAUUGGACACACUUCCUCUUUGUGUUUGAUAUUGUUGUCGUGGGAUAUUUCAUACAUUACAUUCCACAUUUCCUGACGGACAAAACGUUAUUUCUACACCACUACCUUCCUUGUGUAAUCUUCAAAGUACUAGCGCUAUCUGCUGUAGUAAACCAUAUAGAUAUGUGGCUAUCACAGAUACGUUAUGGGACAAAGAUUAUGACCAAUGUGAUAGUUAUAUUGAUAGCUGCGGCAUUAUGGGUAUUCCAAGAACUGCUAAUUGUUACCUAUGGCAACACAAACCUAAACGCUGAGCAAGUGGAAAAACUGACCUGGAUGGAAUCCUGGGACUUUCUCCUCCAUAAAUAGCACUAUUCUAGAAUUUUUCUACAAAUACUUUAUUAGUCCCCUACCGGUUUACC